GGAAUGAGUCUACUCUAGGCUUUUCGGGUAGCACAGGCCGGCAGGCCUGCUGCGGGGAGUUUGGGAGCUGUCGCAGCCGCUCACGAUGGAGGAACUGGACCAAGGCCUGUUGAUGCAGCCAUGGGCAUGGCUACAGCUUGCCGAAAACUCCCUCUUGGCUAAGGCUUACAUCACUAAACAGGGCUAUGCCUUGCUGGUUUCCGAUCUUCAAGAGGUGUGGCAUGAACAGGUGGAUGCCAGUGUGGUCAGCCGGCGAGCCAAGGAGCUGAACAAGCGUCUGACUGCUCCCCCUGAGGCUUUUCUUGGGCAUUUGGAUGAUCUGCUUCGUCCACUGUUGAAGGACAUUGUUUGCCUGGGAAAAGCUACAUUCUCCUGUGAUCGCGUGGCAGAGGCACUGAUACUACGGGUGCAGAGUGAGCUCUGUGGUCUCCCCUUCUAUUGGAGUUUCCACUGCAUCCUAGCUAGCCCUUCCCUGGUCUCCCAACAUUUGAUUCGUCCUCUGAUGGGCAUGAGCCUGGCCUUGCAGUGCCAGGCGAGGGAGCUGGCAACCUUGCUUCGUAUGAAAGACCUGGAGAUCCAGGACUACCAGGAGAGCGGGGCUACGCUGAGCCGAGAUCGGUUGAAGACAGAACCAUUUGAAGAAAAAUCUUUCUUGGAACAAUUUAUGGUAGAGAAACUACCAGAGGCAUGCAGUGUUGGUGACGGAAGACCCUUUGUCGUGAAUCUACAACACCUGUAUACGGCAGUCACCAGACAAGAGGUCCAAGUGAGACAGGAGCAUCCAGACACUGGAGAUCCUCAGACCUCAAGCAGUGCCUCCCCACAAGGAACUGAUAGUCACCUUCUGAACCAGCCAGAAGAGCUGGAUUCCUCAGCAUCAUCCCUCCCAGUGCCUGACGAAGAGCCCACGGAUACUUCAUGCCCUGCGCAGAGACCUCAGCUGUCCAAAGUCAAGAGGAAGAAGCUAAGGGGGCUCUUCAGUUAAACUGCCCACUCUCCCAGCUGCUGAGGAUGGACUUGGGGAGAGGUUUCCGAGUGCCGCCUAGAAAGGAGCUCCUGUGGCAGCAGUGUCUCUGACACAGUAUUGUGGUCAGAGGCAAGGUCACCGAAGUUCCUCAAGGUCGCUGAAGGCCGCCUGAAUGGGUACUAUGAAAUGAGGGAAUCUUGGCUCCAACCCAUCGGGCACUGGCCUUCUCUAUCCGAAUGGAAGCCGGUCUCUGGGAAUGCCAUACCCUCCUCUUUUUUGGUGGAGGUUCUCUAGACCCAGAGCCCUACCGUGGACUUCAGGUAUAUAGGACAAGUCAGCAGAAAGGCACAGCAUGCUUAGGAAGCCUUGCCUAUCUUUCUCAAGAGUCCCCUAAGCCAGUUCCGGGUGCUCCUCAGAGAGCCACUUCUCUCUUUAGCAUGGAAUAAAAACCACUCCCACUCCCCUGCUUACUCAUUCUGUGGAACCCAUUGCCCACUUCACUUUACUGGAUCCCACCCCACUAUUGUCUCGGGAUAAAGUCUAGACCUUCAGUCCAGCCCUUCAGGUACUUCUUAUGCAUCUCUCCUGUGGAUGUGCUAAACCUCCACCUGGGAACUUUAAUCUUGAGAACUCUCUAAGGUGGGCACAAGACAGAGCAGAUGGCUUGUGCUCUCCUUUGCCCAGUUGAUGUGGGGUUUUUUUUAGGGGGGUGGAGGGUCUGUGUCCAAGGCAUAGACAACAGGUUAAGCCACAACAUGGGAUUAAAAUUACAAAGCACUUUGAAUAGUAGGGCCAAGCCACUUUCCCACUGGAGUGAGAGAAAAAGGAAUUUUACCUUCCCAUCCUUCAUUCCACCUCAAAUAACCUAGUAACUAGAAGAACUAGGGAAGAUAGGAUGACAGGGAACAGGAAAUGGCCACAGGAGUUCCGUGGGAAAACAUAAUUGACCUAUAGAAUGAAUAGUGCUUAGCAAGAAAAAAAUAUUAAGGCUGUAUGAGAUAGGCAGGAUCUUAGACUUUUAGAAAGUCAACUCUUUGGACAGAUCUGGCAAGAUUUUAGCAGACCAGGAUUGGCGAAGUCCCUUGGCCUUCUCUGUUAGGUUUUCCUAUACGGGUGAACCAUAUGAAACUUUACCUUGCAGAGAUGGUAAGAAAGGCAGAACUCAGAUGUUAACUGGGAGCUGUUAGGUAGGAGAAGGGGUCAGGGGCAGAAUCCACAGAGGCCUUUACGAGUUUAUUUACAAGGGAUGGUCAAAUGCCUCCGCACCCUCAUAUCCUCUCCAGAUGGGACUGGUAUUUCCAUCCUAUGUCAAAUCAUAGGAGAGCGGACAGUCCAAGCAAUAAUAAAAUAAUAACGAUUAUAAAGAGAGCAACAAUAAUAAUAAUAUUUAUUGAGCUGCUAAUGUAUACCAGAUUAAUAAGACUCUGACAUUGAAUCCUCGCAACAUCAUACAAGGAAGAUACUGUUAACCUACUAGGAAAUGGAGUCUCGAAGAGAUUAAGUGGCUUAUCAAAGGUCACGCAGCUGAUGAGUAACAGCCAGAAUUUGAACCCGGACAGCUGAAUUCAUCAUUCUGUACAUUACUGAAAACGUUUCCCAGGAAGGUUGUCAGGUCCUUCUUUCCUGUCUUACUGUAACAUCCUUCUCCUGGGACCCUGCCUACUUUCAAUAGAAUGUUCCACUUCUCGUUGCUCCUCAAGGCAGGAAACUUGAAGGACUCCGGGUUUACCUCCUGUCUUUACCCGCUGGCAGAGUCUGAGAGCUCCAGGCGGGCUCAUACCAGUUGCUGCUGAUGCCUUUCUUUACCGCCAGACCCCAGUGUCUCAGGGUGCACGCACCCCAUGGCGGUGACUGUCAUUGAAGUGAUUUGGGAGCCAAGUAAAAACAAUCUAUAGAUGGCUCAUUUUGUUCAUUAGUUCCUUUUUGGCAUAAUUUAGAUAACCAGAUUUCAGGAUCUACAAGAUAGGAGACCGCCUAGGAAAUGGAAAAGUCUUUCCCAGCAAGCUGGGAGAAAGUAUGGGUUCUUUAUCUGGAUAAUCCCUCUUAAGAGCAGUCUCCAGAGCAGGCAUUUGUAAUCAUAGGGGGAUCAGGGGUUUCUGAAUCCCCCCAAAUUAUGAGUAAAACCCUAAGAGCAUACUUUUUUCAUGUUCUCAAAAGAAUGUGUACUUUUAAAAAAGGUUCAAUAAGAAUAUGCCUAAUGACCUCUCCGUCCGCCCACUUUAUCCCCAAAGGUCGCUGUCUCCAUGGGGAUAUUGCCCAAACACAUCCUUCUGUAAACAUUGCUUCCAGAGGCCCUGCCUCAGGCACUCUUGCCCUGAAGCUCUUACCC
Molecule: messenger RNA, 3296 nt
Organism: Pteronotus mesoamericanus
Lineage: Eukaryota; Metazoa; Chordata; Mammalia; Chiroptera; Mormoopidae
Gene: NHEJ1
Product: non-homologous end joining factor 1
Exons: 8
Coding region: 86-985 (299 amino acids)
Biological process (GO): double-strand break repair via nonhomologous end joining
Cellular component (GO): DNA ligase IV complex; nucleus
Molecular function (GO): DNA end binding
Source: RefSeq, a predicted model, not a curated record